Molecule: messenger RNA, 1536 nt
Organism: Spodoptera exigua (beet armyworm)
Lineage: Eukaryota; Metazoa; Arthropoda; Insecta; Lepidoptera; Noctuidae
Source: the annotation of a GenBank genome assembly
AACAUAACAAGUUUAAACGUGCGCACGCGCAGUUCGCUAGUAAAUUUUGUAAAACGAACACGACUAACGAUUUAAAUUUCGAACAGAUGAUCGCAGUGUUUUAAAAAUGUUUAAUAAUAUUUUUUCGAAUCCUAUAUUACGGCAAUAUGCCGUUGUGAUUAUAGUGAAUCUCAGCAUGCUAUGCGCUGGUUUAGGCCUGGCCUGGCCUUCACCAGUGCUGGUCAAGCUCAACAAUGCGACGGAGACUGUACUCCCCAGGGUCAUCACCGCCGAGGAGGGAUCCUGGAUAGUCUCCAUCGGAUUUCUAGCUGGAAUUAUAGCGAACCUCCUCAUUGGCACCACAUUAAUAGACCUGCUUGGCAGAAAGCCAUUCCUGAUCCUCGUUUGUCUGCCGAAGUUUGUGACUGGCUUCCUCUAUAUAUACGCUUCGGAAGUCUGGAUGUUGUUACUGGGCAGAGCGUUGGUGGGCAUAGCUGAUGCUGGAAUCUUCACCAUACUGCCUAUGUACUCUUCAGAAAUUGCUAGCAAAGAAAUUCGCGGCAGUUUGGGCACCAUACUCCAAAUCAUGUGCUCGUUUGGCGUGGUCACCAUGCUUUCCAUGGGACCAUUCAUAUCCUACACGACGCUGAACUGGAUCUACAUUGGCUUCAUCACAUUUACGACACUGCCGUUGUUGAUAGUACCUGACGGACCCUAUUCUUUGUAUUCUAGAGGUCACAAAGCUGAAGCACUGAAAGUCCUAACAUUCCUGAGAGGCUCGGAAACACAAGCAAAAGAAGAAAUAGCUGAAUUUGAAAAGGCCGAUGAAAUGAACACAGAAAGUGUCUCCAAAAAAGACCUAAUAAAGAACCGAUUAUUUUUGAAAUCGUUGAUCCUAGUCUUAACUUUGGGCUUUGGGUCACAAUUUGUGGGUUUCAAUGCGGUUUCUUUCUACCUUCAGACGGUCUUGGAGUCAACCCAGACGUCGGUUAGGCCUGAAAUGGCUUCUGUAACUAUUGGUCUUAUUCAGCUGUUUGCUAGUUUCUGUACCACUUUAGUAACUGAUCGAUUUGGAAGGAAGCCUAUAUUGUCUGUCACUUGUGUUGGCAUGGGAAUAGGAAUGUUUGGUUUGGGCCUGUUCUUCAAGUUGAAAGAAAGUGGUCCUGUGGAUGGUUUCAUGAACUACGUGCCACUAAUUUCACUGAUACUGGUCGUAUUCUGUUAUAGUGCAGGAAUCGGCUCCCUCAUGUGGGUGUUGAACGCAGAACUCUUCGACGGACCGUCCAGAGGAAUCGGAAUGUCAGUAUCUCUAGUUAUGACGACCCUAUUCCUAUUUUUGUUGACGAAAUAUUUCGCUAUUGUAUCCCUUUCUAUAGGACCAGCUAUAACAUAUUGGAUAUUUAGCGUAAAUUGUGUAUUGUUAUGUGUUUUCAUAAUGGUCUGUAUACCUGAGACAAAGGGGAGGACUUUUGCUGAAAUCCAAGAUAUUUUGAGAGGGAAGAAAGAGGAGAAUACUAAGUGCUAGACUGUUUUUAGAAUAAGUUAGAUUAAGGAUUA